GUUCCAAAUGUCUUCAGGUGUGUGAGGAAUGUAAAUAAGUGCUCGAAAUAGUUUUUUUGUGUUCUGCGAUUUUGGAUAACAUUUUAUUAUUUAGAAUGUUUACAUUUGUCAAAAUUGAUAUUUCAAAUGCGACACCUUCCAUGGUUGUCACACUAGCCUCCAGCCAUCAUUUGUCAUGAAUUCAACAUGGCCAACGGGCUCUCCUUGCCGAGAUUCGCCCCUGUCUCCAGUAAGAUCGCCUGUGUGUCGAGGGUCCGCCAGCAAAACCCUAGGGGCGCCCCACCAAGGAUCUUCCUUGCCUCAGGCGCGCCCUUGCCGGUCUCAGACUCUGGGCGUGUGCAUCACGGACGCUGAUCAUGAGAUUGUUAGACCUAAACCUAGAAGACCUUCCCGAUCAGAACUUACAUAUUCUACAACCCCAACCUUAGUCAAUAACUCUUCACAUCAUGAGAGUCCAACACAAUCAGGACGUGUGUAUAUGCCAGCUACAAGUGGUCCUGCUUGCAAAAUUGUUAAGGAAGUAGCAGAAGUUCCGCAAGCUCCUCAGGAACGAUCACCUUCAUCAGCUGUACCUGUAACUCCAACACGCGGUAACGAUGUUAUGAUACCAGAAAGAGAUUCCGGUCCAGGACGAGCUUUAUCAUCAUGUCAACGUGCAGUUUUAGGUCCAGUGAGAUUGGCAGCACACAGUGGACCGGUUAGGUCGCAGCCAGCUUUUGCAGAAUCUUUAGAAAGACCGAAUUCUCAUAAUAAUGAUGUUCAGCAGCGUGCCAGAGAUUAUCCAUCAUCGUCGGAUGAAAAUCGUUCUUCUGGACAUGCUUCUAUGUCGGACACGACAGGAAGAGCUAGUUCAUCAUCUCCGCAUUCUGGUUUAGGUGUCAACACAUCAGGAGAGCAAGAUUUCAAUAACCAGCAAGAACAAUCUCUGAAUGCGGUGCCAGAAGAUUCAAGGUUUUCGGCUGGAGUCACCCAACGUAACAAUGGCAGAGGACAAUAUGGUCGACCAAGACAUAGAGUUCCUAAUAAGGCUCCACCAACUGCAGCCCCACCUUGGCAUGGUGGGUCUCGUGUCCAGGAUAUACAGUCAGCCCUGCAGCAACUUACAACUCGCACAUCGCACUCUGCUACCAGUGUGGGGUCUGAAAGUUCAUCCGAAGCUUUGCAUAAUCCUGCUGGCGGAUUACUCGCUAGACAUUCUUCAUCUUUGGAGACAGUGGAUACCAGCGCUACUGGUGCUGACGAAUUUGUUUGGGUGGAUUCUCAUAACAGGCUGGUAGAACUGCAUAGAGCUCCAUGGUCUGCACGUUGUAUUGGCCGAUUGAUCCGUCACGGACGAUGUAGACCACAUAGUGAUCGCCUUGCUCCUGAAGCAGUACCAAGAUUAGCACAGCUGCUUCAACGCGCUUUGGUACGAAUAGCGCGGGAAUCUCAACGUUUAGCUGCUGCUUUAGGGUUCUGUUCUAGGCACGAAAUUGCUGCUGCGAUGAGGAUUGUUUUGACACCCUCACUUGCGGAUUCUUGUAUUAAGGCAUGCCAACGAGCUGCCGCAAUGUUUGCUGCGCCUGGUGAUGCGGGUGCUCCACGUCGAAGCAAGUCAUCUAGAGCUGGUCUACUGCUUAACAUUGGAAAAUUUCAAAGGUGGAUGACAGAUGUUCGGCUUGCAAAUUUUGUUCAUGAGUAUGCAGCUGUAUAUUUAUGUGCUGGCUUAGAAAACCUUAUAGAGGAAUCAUUAUUGUUGUGUUUACCUCCACAAGGUGCUCCACCUCUGACACCGGUAGGUUUAGAGCAGGCUGUCGCCAGUCGGAGUGAACUUUGGGGAUUAUUGCAACCUUAUGCUCAUCUUAAUGCGGGUAGAAUAGCAAACGGAACGCUUUCAUUACCUUGUGGUGCUUCUUCAGAGCCUUGUUUAUUGACGACUUGCGUAGGAUCGGCAAGAGAAUUAACGCAACUGGCCAAUCGAGCACAACGGCCUGGUUGCUUACCACUAGGACCUUGCGCUAUCAGAGCUUUAUUUUACUUUAUGAGAUGUUCCCAACUGGAAAAUAGAACUUCUGGUGACCAGGAUUUAGCCCAUGAACGCGCAUAUGCUGUUUUACCACCUUUGGGUGAAUGGUUACGAGUUGCUGGAACCCAUGCUGAGCACAGGCAUGCCUUGAGUGUAGAUGCAGAUGAUGUUCUGCAAGCUGCGCGAUUAUUGCUGCCUGGGGUUGAUUGUCCUCCAAGACCUUUAAGUUUACCGGAACCUAUCCAAGCAGCUUCGACAACUGCAGAUCUAUCAAAUGAAGCUGCUAGAAGGGCAUGCCUCCAUCUGGCCAUACAACUUUUAUCCUCAGGCAGAUCUGAACAUAUUGACCAGGGUUUAAAUUUAUUGCCACCCCAGCAAAGACCUAAGGGUUUAAAUGUAAUGGAUUAUGAAGGCAGGACAGCCUUGAUGUUGGCCGUUUGCAGAGAAGAUGAUAAGGCUAUACAAGUUUUAUUAGAUGCAGGCGCCGACAUAGAUAUGGAAACUCCAGCUCCUGGACCUUCAUUUCCAGGUGCUCAUCCAGUAGCGCGCUAUUGGACUGCUCUUACGUUCGCCUGUUGUCUUGGUAGAACUUCUUCUGCAGUAAUUUUGUUAGAAAGAGGAGCAUGCGUAGAGGGCGGCGCAGGAAUUACCGAGGACAGAGGAGCCCUAACACCAUUACAGGUUGCUUGCGGUUCUGGUCAUAUAGAUAUUGUAUCUUUGCUACUUCAACAUGGUGCCAACUGCUUUCUGUCGACCUUGCCUACUGACACAUUGUGCUAUUCUGGUUCUGCUCAAAGAGGAUGCUACAGUGCCGUUUCGGUAGCAGCUUGUCACGGUAAACGUGCAACUUUACUUCGUUUAUUACGGCACCCUGGUGCGCCUGCACGUAGAGAAGUUCUCAGCUUGCAGGAGAUGUUAGCUGAAGGUCAUCAGCAGAUGCAGCAGCAACAGUCUGCUUCGCCUACGGAUACUGGUGGAAAUAAACGUAGACUUCGAGCUUUGCAAGAAGCUAUGUACCAUAGCGCCGAAAACGAUCAUCUUGAUAUAACAAUGGAAUUAAGAGUUCUUGGUGCACCAUGGACGUUGCACAGUUGGACAUUAUCGCUUUCUUCAGCACACGAGGCGCGCUCUGAAGGUGCUUGUUCCCAACUCUUGAGAGAUUUCAUACAACUGCUUCCUGAAGAUAAGCAGCAAAUGCAACAACUGGCGCAAGAUUGCCUACCAUUGCUUUUUGCUGUAUUCAGAGCAGGAAAAAAGGAAAGUACUAUGCUAUUGCUUGCUGAUAUAUUCAGCACCAUAUAUGGAAAAGCACCGAUACCUCCUAUAGAAGAAGAACCAUCUAAUACGGGUAGCAAAUCAGCAUCUAGAAUUGAUCCAUCGUUUGUAAACAAUCCUGAACUUAGCGAUGUCGUAUUUAGAGUUGAAGGACGUAUUUUCUAUGGACACAAAAUAGUUUUAGUAACUGCUUCCCCACGUUUGCGUGCUAUGCUUAGUUCAAAAAUUAGCACAAGUGAUGGAUCUCCGCCUACAGUACAAAUUAAUGACAUAAGAUAUGGAGUUUUUCAAUUGGUGAUGGAAUAUCUUUAUUCCGGAUCAGGAGCUUGUCUGACGCAAGCAACUGCUCCGCGCGACCUUCUGGAACUAAUGGCAGCAGCCAGUUUUUUCCAAUUGGGACCAUUGCUCCGUUAUACAGAAGCUAGAUGCUCAGCAUUAUUAGAUACUGAAAAUGUGGUUGCCAUGUAUAUACAUUCCAAGGUGUACAAUGCCCUACAUCUUUUGCAAUACUGCCAAGGUUAUCUUCUCCAAAACAUGGUAGAGCUGUUAACCUACGACGAUUCCGUUAAGAGACUUUUGUUUGCGAAGAAGUUACCUAAUCACGACGCCUUAUCAGGACUUCUUACGACUCUACAACAUCGUAUCACUGCCGAACUUGAGGAUCCUACAAGCGUUUGGGAUUAUAUGACUGAACUAACUACGACAGAUUUAUGGAAGGCAACCUAA
Molecule: messenger RNA, 4006 nt
Organism: Ctenocephalides felis (cat flea)
Lineage: Eukaryota; Metazoa; Arthropoda; Insecta; Siphonaptera; Pulicidae
Product: ankyrin repeat and BTB/POZ domain-containing protein 2-like
Exons: 24
Coding region: 176-4006 (1276 amino acids)
Molecular function (GO): protein heterodimerization activity
Source: RefSeq, a predicted model, not a curated record